AUGAGACGCAUUCAGGGUCGCGUGACGCGCGAUGAUAUUCGCUCAGCAGGGCUGAGACGAUGGGAUGGACGAGCUCGAGUCACAACAGACUGGGUCAAUCUUUUUCAUGAGCCUGAGCUAUGCUGGCCAACAGGCGACUGUCUUGUCUACUUGCGCGAACAGGGCCAGUCCAGUCGGGGGCCUGCCUUUCGAGUGCAUACUGCGUUCCUCAAAGUCAGAGGGUUCGAAUCUCUGGUAGACCGCUGUGUGAUGAGGAACUCGAUUCAUGCGGCAGUGCAAUGUGUCCUGCCCAAUUGUGCAGGGUGCGACCCGCAGGAGUCGUUACACGAACUGUAUAUCCCGGCACCUCAUGGGGCAAGCCUUGAGGAUAUCUUCAACCAUCAUAUUACGACACGGAAUUUCUUCGCAUGGCUCUACAACCGACCACUGGCUGGCCGCACACUGGGGUCCGCUUUGGCUGCGCUGAAGAAGAGGGUCGAUGUCUAUCGGCCUGACGACAGCUCCCAGAACAAGGUCGAAGUGCUGUCGUUCGCCGAGAAUCAAAGGUAUCUGGACUUCCGGGAGUGUGUUGAUCAUGCUCUGGCAGCUCUUUCGUUGGCCGAAGCUCUUCAGGUUGAAGAUCUUUGGGUCGAUGCAUUUGCCCAUUGUGUGGGAAUGAGUCACCGUGGCCUUCGCUCAAGCAUCGAGUAUGCAGGCUUGAGCGCAAAGUCCAAGACGCUCGUCAAUCGCGCGAGACUGGAGAUGGACAUUCGACUGGACAGGGUCAACAAGUCCGUCGUGACCUUCUUUGAAAACGACGUCUCGGGAAGCUUCCUCGGUCUACCACAACCAGCGCGAGAUCACCUCAAUAAAUUCCGCGCAUUCCUCAAGUCACUCUACCAGGAUCGCUAUGGCUCUUGGCCUCCUAAGCGUUUCGAAGAAGAGGUCAUUCAGCAAACCAUAUACUCAACCAUGUUCUCGGAUUUCAAGAACCUCUAUCAGCACCUAGUCGACCCUGAGUCCACAGCGGAUAUGGUAGAGAACGACAUCUCAAAGACUGGUGGUGUGUGUACUCUUCAGAACAUCCAAGCUUUUGACAAGAAGCACUCUUACGAACCCCUUACUCAACCACUACCUCUCCUACCUGAGCCAUUGGAGGCUAGCUCGAGUCCACGCCCUAAGCUUCAGCGAAGACUGUCUUGGAAUCCAAUCCAAAAACGUAAGGCGCUCAAGGAGAAACGAAAGGCGCAUGACAAACGCGCGUUGAUUGGUGCCUCCAAUCGAGAUCUAUUGGUCAUGGACUGUCCCUUGGUCCGUAAGUACUCUGAGUUCGAGGAGAUGACCGUUGAUGAUGAUCUUGAAGGGCUCUCUGCUAUAGAGGGCCGCAAAGUGAGAUGGAUCCUGGUCUAUGCUGUCCUCCAAACUUUCCAUUCGAUCGCCCAGCCCCCGAAGGAAGUACGCAACACCUCUAAUCUAACAUAUUCCCUCUGCUGUCAGCCUCCAAAACAGAAGCCGUGGCAAGAAACACCAUUACCUCAAGUCCGUACUUUGAAUAAGAAGAAGUCUCAGCUGGCUCCCGACAAUGGCUAUUCACACACCAAUGCAUCGUCUUCUUCGCUCGGCGAGACACUGACAAGAGGAAGAUCGGCGAAGCUACGUCGGCGCACACUCCCUGCGAACCUCCCUGGGUCUCUGAUGGCCUCCCUGUCAACCAGAACUCCGCCCGCCUCCCGCUCCGCCUCACUCCGAAGAUUAAUCUCUCGUGGAGGUCAGACCAACAGGGACGAGAUGCCUCCUAAGCGCCCUUCAUUCUGCGAGAUAUACGUUGAAGGCUACGGAAAUGGUCUAAAUGAAGUUGCUCGUGAUGUCGCUUCCUCUACGCUAGCGGAGCUGACCGCCGAACCCGAGUCGGUCAUUCAAGAGGAUCAGCAAGAACCACACGAGCUUCAGGGCGACAUCGUCCAUGAAAUGGCAGCUGACAACACCGAGGAAUUACCUCCGCUACCACCAUCGGAAACCUCAGGUACAACACCUCCGAGCAUGUCUCGCGAGUCCUCCAAUUCUUCGGUCAGCAGUGACUCCUCCCACGGCAACGAGGACGGUGAUGUUGCGCCCGUCACAUCGACGGGCAGUGCGGCAUGCACGCUCGAAGAGAUUCUGAGCUCUACCAGUCUCAUCAAACGUCGAGACGGCAUCAAAGACGACUUGGCUUGCACCACAACCAGACGGCGACCGCAGUCACUCGUUCUUCGAGGCACAGUUCCUCGUAUCAACAUCAUCAACAGUGACCGGUACGAUUCAGACCUCGAAUUGCCGUAUGUUCACUUUAAUACACAAACCUGGGACAUGAUCUUGGCACAAAGACCAAUGACUGCGCCCGGUCCGACGGCGAUUGCUGCGUAA
Molecule: messenger RNA, 2382 nt
Organism: Fonsecaea nubica
Lineage: Eukaryota; Fungi; Ascomycota; Eurotiomycetes; Chaetothyriales; Herpotrichiellaceae
Exons: 3
Coding region: 1-2382 (793 amino acids)
Source: RefSeq, a predicted model, not a curated record